AAACACAAAAAUCCCAACCGACUUUCUUCGACCGCGGACGGACACAAACGCGCCUCAUCCCAACGAUUGAAAAGUGUUGACCGCGGUCCUGUUCCAAAAUAAUUCGGUUUUUAUAGUGUUUUUAUUCAGUGUAAUUUAAGUGUUGUUACGGUGUUGCAAGUUGCGGUUCCUGUUUCGGAAAACCGAGGAAUGCAAGUGCGGCCAAAAUGAGCGCUUUUGAGGUCACCGUUACGCCGCCCCGGGGUGGCCAACCGAAGCGGCGCACGGAAUCGCGGGAACCGACGCUGGUGAUGCUUGGCCCGUUUACGCCCAAAGCAACGGUCAUCUUCGAGGGCGUCCCGGUGGGCAAGACGGCACGCCGCCAGCUGGUGGUCCGCAAUCCGUACGAUGGCGAAAUUAAGGUCCUCGUCACCAAAAUCCCCAAACCGGAGGUCAACCUCUCCCUGGAGUGGACCUCCUCGGACAUAGCCACCGGUGACGAACGCAUGCUCGACCUGGUUUGGUCCCCGUCAAAGCUGCUCGCCAUCAAGGAGGUCCUCCAGAUGAGCGAUAGCUGCGGCAACCGGAAGGAGAUUACGCUCAUCAUGAAGUCGAUCGAGCUGAAGAAGGCAGCUCCAGCGAAAAAAAACGCGCCGAAGGUGGCGGCUGCUCCGGUGAUGCCAAAGUUGAGACUAAAGUUGAAAUCGCCGUCGCCGCCAAAGGCGGCCGUCAGGCGAUCGGUGUUGAAUCGAAAGAAGGAAUCGCCGGCGAAGGUGACGAUGGUUGCGCCGAUGCCACCGAAGGUGGCCGCGUUGAAGUCGAGCAACGCGAGCAACAUCUUCAGUUCGAGUGCGUUCAACUUUUCUCAGGUUUCGGAAGGGGGGAGGAGGUCGGAAAAGGAGAAUCAGAGUCCGGGGACGCCCGAUGGGGCGUCGAAGCUGUUUAAUAGCAUCAAGUUUACGCCGUCGAAUGGUGGGGAGAUUGCUGACUUGGCGGACCUGCCAACCCCGGUUAAUUUCCUGCGCGUGGACGACUUUCGGUUUGAAAACAUUGCUUCGAUCCGGAAGCGACUCAGUAUUUCACCGGAGGUGAAGCUCGCGGUGCCGAGCAAUGAAAGCGUGCUCGCGUUGAAGGCCACGCCGGAAGUUCAGAUCUACAAAGCGGGGAGUCCCGGCAGGGGGCAGUUCGAUCCAAACUGCUUCUCAACGGUGUCGAAACCUCCGGAACCGGAGCGAACCUACCUGAUGGUCAACGAGGUGACCGUGACAGCGGAGAAGGAUUCCGGAGCAAGGCAGCUCAACUUUUCGCACGACCUCGAGCUGACCGAGAUUGUCCACAUGAAGGAUUCGCCGCUGGCCGCGCUGAAGGCUGCCGAAACGGUCCGCGCCGUGGACCGGGUUUCGCCGUGCAACGAGAUUCAGUUGGUCUUUCUCGAGCAGCUUGAAGCGGCUUUCAGCGAACAGCAGAACCCGCAACAGCCAAAGGUACUGAACAAAACCCAAACCGUGUCCCCGUACUGCACCAGCCCACAGCUCUCGAUGAUCGCCGAGGAGAGCCUUCGCGAUCUGGGCGUAACGUACGCGGCAUCCGCCGCCCCAGAAACGACCCACAUCCACCAGAAAACGUUCAAAAUCGCCAGCCACGAAAGCCUCGUCAAAUCCACCUCCGACGACAACAUCGUCAAGAAUCUAACCCUGGAACUCGCCAGAAGUCGCCCCGUUCCGCCAACAACCCCCGGCUCGAUGCCGAACCUCAACGAGGACGUCGACGACGACGACGAGGCGCGACACAUCUUCAAAGAGCACGAAAUUCGCGCCCAGUCCAGUCGCUUCAACCUGCACGAAGUGGGCCGCGUCAGCGACGAGAUGAACCAAUCCGCGGGAAAGCGACGCCACCACCUAGACCGGACCGACUACGACGAAGAGGAGGAGGAGGAGGAAGAACUCUGCUCGAUGGUGAUUUCACCGCCCAAACGGAGCAAAAUGUCGGCGAUGAGUUUGGGACGGAUGGCGCCGCCGCCCCCGAAGGCGAGGACCGCUGUCAGACAGAGCUUGCAGGUCACCAAAUCGACCGCCUCCACACGACCCCUCUCGCUCAAACGACCCGUCCCGGCCGCCCCAACGCUCGCCCUCGCCCGCAAGCUCCCGUCCGAGGAGAAGCGCAUCUUCCUGUACGACUCCGACCAGCACCUGAAAACGUUCAUCAACCCGGACCCGUUUGCGGCGACGACAACAUGCGACCCGUUUUUGUCCGUUACGAUGUACCUGGACGAGCGUGCCUUCGAGCGGUACGAGCGCCAGCUGAAGAAGUGGCUCAACGCGCUGGUCACGAUUCCGGCCGACUUGGACACCGAGUCGAACAAGCCGCUCGAUGUUGGGAAGCUGUUUGACGAGGUCAAGGGCAAGCAGUUGACGCUGGCCCCGACGAAGGAGUUGAUCUCGUGCCACUACUACCGGAGUCGGUUGGAGCAGCUGCGGAACGCCGGGUACGGGUUGUACACGAGCGAGCAGGUCGCGGGACCGCUGCGGAAGGUGCGGAGUGCGAUCGAGAAGAAGUCGAUGGUGCUGAGGACGGAUCGGGAUUUGCAUCUGGAUUUGGUGCUACAGCGGACGAUUUUGGAGCUGUUGCUGUGCUUUAAUCCGCUGUGGUUGCGGCUUGGGCUGGAGGUUACGUACGGGGAGUUGAUUGAGCUGCAGUCAAAUCGGGACAUUGUGGGGUUGAGUACGUUCAUCGUGAAUCGGCUGUUUCGCGAUCGCUACGAGGAGGCGAAAGGAUCGAAGGCGUACAGUCUGUCGCCGGCGUACGCCGAGUACAUGAAGAAGUUCACCUUCCAGAAGUUUCUCUUUCUGCUGUUCUUCCUGGACACGGCGAAGAACAGUCGUCUCAUCAGGCACAACCCCUGCCUGUUCGUCAAAAACGCCCCCUACAAGGAAACCCGCGAGAUCCUGAUCCGCUUCGCGUCCCACCUAAUCGCCGGAAUCGGCGACAUCACCAAGCACCUCAAGCGGUUCGGAUACGUCCUAACCCACAAGCAAACCUUUCUGGACGAAUUUGACUACGCGUUCGAGAACCUCGGCGUCGACCUCCGAGACGGUAUCCGCCUCACCCGCGUCAUGGAGAUCAUCCUUCUUCGGGACGACCUCACCCAGAACCUGCGCGUUCCCUCGAUCUCCCGCCUCCAGAAAAUCCACAACGUCAACCUGGCCCUGCGAGCCCUCGAGGAAGCCGAGUACCAAAUAACCGGCGACAUCACCGCCAAGGACAUUUGCGACGGUCACCGCGAGAAGACGCUUUCGCUGCUGUGGCAGAUCGUGUACAAGUUCCGGGCGCCCAAGUUUAAUGCGGCGGCGAACGUGAUCCGCGGCUGGUGGAGGAAGAACUGGUUGAGGGUGGUGAUUGCUAGGAGGAUUGAGGAAAAGCGGGUGAAGAUGAGGGAGCGGGCGGCGGUGAGGAUACAAGCGGUGUGGAGAAGAUUCAGGACGAGACAGUGGUUCCGGGCGAUGCGCGAGGAGAAGCUGCAGGCGGUGGUUAUUCUGCAAAAGUACACGAGAAGAUACCUCGCCCAAAAGCAAGCGGCCCAGCAAUACUCGUCCAUCCUGCGCAUCCAGCGCUGGUGGCGCUCGAUCCAGCAAAUGAGGACCGUUCGCAGCCAGUACCUUCUCCAACGCCGUGCUGCCCUCCUCGUUCAAACCAGCUUCCGACGGUUCGCCCUAGCUCGCCGCAUCCUUGCUGCCUCCACCGUAAUCCGUACCAUCAAGGCCGAAGCCCUUCGCCGUCACCAGAGUGCGAUCGUCCUGCAACGCGUCCUGCGAUCGUAUGUUGUGCACCGGAAGUUGCAAGCGAUCGUCGGUGCAAUUGUGGCUUUUAACCGGAAGAAGGCGGUGCAGUACCGAGCGGCGGCCCGCAUUCAGGCGAUGGCUCGGAUGGUGGUUGUGCGUAGGGAGUUUGUACGGCUGCGAUCGGCCACGAUCGUGAUUCAGCAACGUUGGCGGGAGUGUUUGUUGGCGAGACGGCAACGUUGUGAGUUCGUGGAGUUGAGACAGAGUGCAAUUGUCGUUCAGCAAAGGUUCAGAGGGUUGCUGUUGAUGAGACAAGUGAAGACGGAGUAUGAAGUUCAGCGAUCGCGGGUAAUCUUCGUGCAGCGGAAGGUUCGAGCGAAGCUCGAGACGAGACGCGUGCGGGGCGAGUUUGUUCAACUUCGACAGUCUGCGGUGAUCGUUCAGCGCAGGUUCCGCGCGUUGAUCGCGAUGCGACAGCAGAGGGCUUCAUAUCAGGAUCUAAGAUCAGCCGCGAUCGUGCUUCAGCAGCGAUUCCGGGCGCGUUGCGACAUGAAGGUGCAAUCUACGCAAUUUCUGAGGCAGCGAACAGCUGCCCAAGCGAUUCAACGUCGCUUCCGAGCCAAUCUGGCCAUGCGAGAACAACGCGGUGAGUUUCACCGGCUCAGGGCGGCCUGCAUCACAAUUCAGCACCAUCUUCGAGCAACGAUCGCGAUGAAGCGUCAGCGAGUGGAGUUCCUGUCGCUGCAGUACAGCGUGAUGGUCGUUCAACGGCAGUUCCGAGCGAACGUGGCCGCUCGGCGGCAGCGUGAGGAAUACGUGACGUUAAGAUCGUCGGCGAUCAAUGUUCAAAGGAGGUGGCGCGCAACGUUGCUAGCUCGAGACGUUCAGCGAUCGUAUCAGCUGCAGCGGCAAGCCGCGAUCACGAUUCAACGGUAUUGGAGAAACGUCCAGCUUAGACGGAUGACCCGCGAGAACUAUUUGGAGAAGCGAUGCGCAGCUGUCAAGAUUCAACGUCACUUCCGAGGGUAUCUGCUGAUGAAGCGAACCCGUGCGGAGUUCAACGACUUGAAGCGUGUGGCGAUCACCGUUCAGCGGCGUUAUCGUGCGACGAAGUCGAUGCAGUUGCAGUUGGUGGAGUUUGAGCGGAUGGUUUGGGCUGCGAGGGUGGUUCAGGUGAGGUUCCGGGCUAGACAGAUUGCCAGCGAGAAGAGGGCUGAAUUUGAAGUGCUGAGGAAGGUUACGCUUUGCGUUCAACGGCAGAGGCGUGCCAUGGUAGCGAUGCGGAGGGAUCGUGAGGCUUUCCUGAAGUUGAGGGAAGCGGUUAUCAGCGUUCAGCAGCGGUUCCGUGCGUUGGUGGCGAUGAAGGAGGCGAGGGGAAAUUACCUAAGAAUCUACAGUGCGGUGAUCUGCAUUCAGAGAAGGUAUCGAGCGGAGAAGGAGUCGGCGAUGGUUCACGGACAGUAUUUGAACUUGAGAAGCGCCACGAUCGUCAUUCAACAGUAUUUCCGAGGGUAUUUGGAGAUGAAGCGAGAGAAGACUGGAUUUGAGCGGUUGAAGAGUGCAGCUGUAAGGAUUCAGCAACAAUUGCGAGCGGUGAAGCAGAUGAGAGUUCAACGGGAGUCGUUCCAAAAGCAGAGAUCGGCAGCGAUCGCGAUUCAGAGGUACUUCCGAGGCUACCUCUCCAUGAAGAAGCAACGGGCAGAGUUUUUGCAGGUUCGACGAGCCUGCUUAGUUGUACAGAGACGCUACCGAGCAAAACAAGCCAUGAUCGAGCAGAAGAUCGUGUACGAUCAUCUCCGGACGUCCGCGAUCACCAUCCAGCAAAGGUGGCGAGCAACUCUGACGAUGCGACGAGAGUGCUCCGACUACCGGCGCGUCCAAUGGGCCGUUCAGAUCAUCCAGACCCGCUACCGAGCGUGCUGCCUGAGAUGGAUCGCCCAGCUAAACUACCGCAUCUAUCGAAGUGCCGUGAUCGUCGUUCAGCGUAGAUUCCGGGCAAAUCUUCUCAUGAAAUCCGAAAUGACCCGCUACCAACGCAUCAAAACCGUCACCCUGCGUCUACAGACCCGCUGUCGUGGCUACCUCGCCCGUGAAGCCUUCCAGGCGAAGCUCACCCCCGAAUAUCUGGAACGUCGUCAACGGGAGCAAGCCGCCAAGCGGAUACAGGCCUGCUGGCGAGGCUACCGUCAUCGGAAGCGCCACCAAACCACAACAAUGCGGGACAUCGCCCUGCGCAUGAUUGCCAGCCGACGCGAAGCGCUCCGUGAUCCGUCCAACAACGUCACCAACAUUCUGCGAUCUUGCCUCAAGUUCAUGCAUACCCGCUUCGCGGUACAUGAAGCCAUCAAGGUGCUCCAGCGGAUCGAGUACAUGUCCCGGCUGGUGCCGCACCUGCUCGCCAGCGAUGCCAUCUUCCUGGCGACCUUCUGCUACGCCACCAUGGCGCAAGCCAUCCGUUCCGAGCUGGACAAGCAACUGAUCGAGAUUUGUGCGAGGAUCAUCCUGAAUCUGGCACGAUUCAACGGAACCAAAGAGCAAGCGUUUCAGGAAAACGGUCUCGUAACUGUGUCCCAGAUGUUGCUGCGCUGGUGCGACAAAGAGUGCGCCAUCUUCAACACCCUCUGCACCCUGCUGUGGGUUCUGUCCCACGAUCGGCACAAAAAGAAUGCCAUCCGCCGUUACAUGAUCUCGCGCGAGGCGAUCUACAUGCUGCGCGAAACGAAAAAGCUCGUCCAGCGCAAGGAGAACAUGCGCCGCAACGUGAAAAAGCCCCCGGUGGGAUGUCUGGUGCCGCCGGAUCCGACGCUGAUGCGAAUGGUGCCGAUUUUGGGGCCGGAUUACGGGGUGAUUCGCAGCCAGCCGUACGUGUUUUAUUCGUCGGUGUUUGCGUUCGAUACGGUGCUGGCCGCGCUGGAUGUGGAUAUUUCGUAGGGGAAGCGAGAGAGAGUGAGGUAGGUAUUUGUUUUGUCGUUUUUGGAUCGUUUUGAUAAGUUUGCACAUUAUUUUUCUAUUGUUUGAUUACAAUUUAAAUUAUAUGGUACGCAUUGCCCGGUAUUGAUGUUUGGCUAGGUUGACUCAGCGACUAGCAGCUAGUGUUUAGUGAUUCAAUAAACAAAAUCUCAUUAUCAGUAAA
Messenger RNA from Culex pipiens pallens (northern house mosquito), 6891 nucleotides. Its product is annotated as protein abnormal spindle-like. The transcript is spliced from 7 exons. Gene Ontology annotation, cellular component: spindle pole. Gene Ontology annotation, biological process: mitotic cell cycle; establishment of meiotic spindle localization; spindle organization. Lineage: Eukaryota; Metazoa; Arthropoda; Insecta; Diptera; Culicidae. Bases 207 to 6689 code for a protein of 2160 amino acids. Gene Ontology annotation, molecular function: protein binding. The record is from RefSeq and is a predicted model, not a curated record.